Molecule: messenger RNA, 2273 nt
Organism: Volvox carteri f. nagariensis
Lineage: Eukaryota; Viridiplantae; Chlorophyta; Chlorophyceae; Chlamydomonadales; Volvocaceae
Exons: 11
Coding region: 1-2100 (699 amino acids)
Biological process (GO): attachment of GPI anchor to protein
Cellular component (GO): GPI-anchor transamidase complex
Source: RefSeq, a predicted model, not a curated record
AUGAACAGCUACACUGAAUGGCGGAUAGGUCUUCUGUUGACCUUUGCUUUGGGUUGCGCGUCCCGGGAUGUGUUCUCAGAGGAGCUUCUCGCAGCAUGGGUCAGUCCCAAACACCUCCUUGUACAUCUCCACUUUGACCAAGUGACCUCCGCGUCGCGUCUCCAUACAAGCUUCCCCCAUGCCAUCCGGCAUCUGGUGGCCACGAUACCUCUGCAUGACGUGGAGCUCUCCCUGACGGCAGGCAGAUGGCGCUACAAAGAAUGGGGCUGGCCGCUUGUGCCAGUGAAGGCCGUCGGAGCGGUUUUGGAUGCAACCUUCCACUCCGGGCUGGAGGCACCAAUCCUGGACGCCCAUUGGGCUGCUCUCGUGAACGCGCUGUCGGGGCUUUCCUGCGCCUCCCUCAGCCUGCUGCAAGCCCCUGGUAGCGUCAGUGGCGGUGGCGUCCGGGUGCAAGAGCUCCUGAGGUUGAUAACCUCCGGGGGUAAUAACUGGGCUGAGGGUCCCAUCGGGAUAACCGGGCAGCGCCUGCAUGCCAUGCUGCCCCACGAGCCGUUUUGUACUGAGAACCUGACACCAUGGCUAAGGCUGCUGCCGUGCCGUGAUCAGGGUGGCUUGGCCUCCCUGCUGCGCCAUCGCCAUACAGUCUUCGGAGCAGAGUACGUGUCCCUUAGUCUCAAGCUGGAACGUAUAGCCGGGGCCGAUCAGGGCCAACAGGUGGUCCGCCUGGUGCAGACCUUCACGCUGGUGCUGCGUACGGCAGCAUCCCCGCAGCCGCACCUGGACGCGCCGCCACCGGAUAUGAAUCUGGAUCUGGAGUCAAUCCUCGGGGCCCGCGUCGACCAUUUCUGUCCCGCGGCAAUCCGCAGCGAGGUUUUCCUUGCUGAGCCCCAAGGGCCUGCCUCCGCCACAACAUGGGCCGCUCCUGGUGGAACCGCAUCUUGCCAACCAGAAGCUGAUGAAGCUCGGUCGGGGGCUGCAGCGCGUGUGGCCUCCGUGUUGCCGCCCUUGCGCCGCUAUGAUACGCUGGAGCUGUUGGAAAUCCGAGGGUGGGCUCUGGGCCUACGCUUGCCGAGCCCACACCCGCAGCUCAGCGCCCAGCGCCGCGAGGCUGCUGGGAAGGAGACGCAGGUGGAUGGCGACGGCUGGGCGGGUCGGGACCUGCAGGUGGUCACAGGGCCUGGCGCGGACCUGCUGGUGGAGCGUUACGUGACGGGUGCGGGCCUGCUAAAGGGUGGCAUGGUCCUGCGGAUGGAGCGCUCCGCGGAGCUGCGAGCGCGACUGGCAGACACCCGUAGCUCCGGGUGUGAUAGCAGUGGCGGGGGAGAUGGUGGCACGUGCGCGUCGUCUGUUGUGUGUGUGAACCAGGUGUUUCCCUGGUAUGUGCGACCAUGGAUGCACACGCUUUUGGUGCUGUAUGAUGGCCAGAACCCCCUGCCCAUGCAGAAGGUAUCGCUGCGGUCACACCUCGUGGCGCAGCAGGUACGGCCGGCGGUACAGCGGUCCUCACCCGGGGUGCUGGACCUGUGCCUGCGUGUGCCGCCAACGGUCGCGGAGGUUCAGCUGCGGAUCGCUUUUAGCAAGGCCUUUCUCACCGUUUUUGAAUACCCGCCCGAUGCGCACCGCGGCUUUGACGUCCCAGCGGCUCUCGUGAGCUACAUGGACCCGUUCUAUGCGCUCGAUGUUCAGUGGCGCGCGCACACGGAGGGCUCGCUUGGAAAUGGAGGCGUGGAGGCAGACGCGGAUGGGGGGGUGGCUUCACCGCUGCUCCGUGCGCUGUCUAGGGACGCCGUACAGCAGGUAUUUAGUGGCGGUCUCCUGGUGCCGCUGGCGGCGCCUGACUUUAGCAUGCCCUACAAUGUCAUCUGCCUAUCGUCCACCGUGCUGGCCGUCUACUUCGGUGCAAUAGUCAAUCUGCUCACCAGGCGGGGCUCUACAGACGCGAGCUCCACGCCGGAACGUGCCAGGGCCUCAACACGCGGCAAGGUGCUGCAGGCGGUGCUGAUGCUGGUGCUCUUCGUUGCACUGGCAUUGUACCUGGAUGCGGAACUUCGGGAGCGAGUGAAGGGCUUGCUGACUGGACUGGGAUUUCCGACGCAUUGAAACACAUGACGUUAAUCUGUUGCGCGUGCACGGGGUUUCUGGCUCUGUCCGAGCGCACAUGCCCACACGGCUGCCAGGUGACUGGCAUGGAGCAGGAUGGAGAUGUGCACAAUUUGGCUGAGGUAUUGGCCUAAUAACUACCUGUAGACUUACGCUUCAACGAAGAAGGCAAU